GCGCGCGGGCGGCGCGCGGGGAGCGUCGGGAGCGGGGCGGCCACUCGCGCCUCUGUUUUCCCCCCUCCCCGCCUCCCAGCCGCGACGCUCUGGGGCUCCGCCGCCGACAUGGGCGCCGCCGCGUGGGCACCGCCACACCUGCUGCUGCGGGUGUCUCUUCUGCUUCUGCUGCUGCUGCCGCUCCCGGGGUGGUCGGCCGGCUCCUGGGACCUGGCCGGUUACCUGCUCUACUGUCCCUGCAUGGGGCGCUUUGGGAACCAGGCCGAUCACUUCUUGGGCUCUCUGGCAUUUGCAAAGCUGCUGAACCGCACCUUGGCUGUACCUCCAUGGAUCGAGUACCAGCAUCACAAGCCUCCUUUCACUAAUCUCCAUGUGUCCUACCAGAAGUAUUUCAAGCUGGAGCCCCUGAAAGCCUACCAUCGUGUUGUUAGCCUGGAGGAGUUCAUGGAAAAGCUGGCCCCCGUGCACUGGCCCCCUGAGAAGCGGGUAGCAUACUGUUUUGAGGUGGCAGCCCAGCGAAGUCCUGAUAAGAAGACAUGUCCCAUGAAGGAAGGAAAUCCCUUUGGGCCUUUCUGGGACCAGUUUCAUGUGAGUUUCAAUAAGUCGGAGCUGUUCACAGGCAUUUCCUUCAGUGCCUCCUACAAAGAACAAUGGAUCCAGAGAUUUCCUCCAGAGGAACAUCCGGUGCUUGCACUGCCAGGGGCCCCAGCCCAGUUCCCCAUCCUAGAGGAACACAGGGCACUACAGAAGUACAUGGUGUGGUCAGAUGAGAUGGUAAAGACAGGAGAGGCCCAGAUCAGCACCCACCUCAUCCGGCCCUAUGUGGGCAUUCAUCUGCGCAUUGGCUCCGACUGGAAGAAUGCCUGUGCCAUGCUGAAGGAUGGAACUGCAGGGUCACACUUCAUGGCUUCCCCUCAGUGUGUGGGCUACAGCCGCAGCACAGCGACCCCACUCACCAUGACCAUGUGCCUCCCUGACCUUAAGGAAAUCCAGCGGGCUGUGAAGCUGUGGGUGAGGGCACUGAAUGCCAGGUCAGUCUACAUCGCCACAGACUCUGAGAGCUAUGUGCCAGAGAUCCAGCAGCUCUUCAAAGAGAAGGUGAAGGUGGUGAGCCUGAAACCUGAGGUGGCCCAGAUCGACCUGUAUAUCCUUGGCCAGGCUGACCACUUCAUUGGCAAUUGUGUCUCCUCGUUUACUGCCUUCGUGAAGCGGGAGCGGGACCUCCAUGGGAAGCAGUCAUCCUUCUUUGGCAUGGACAGACCCUCGCAGCCACGGGAUGAAUUUUGAUCACACCUGGAACCCCCAGCAGCUAAGGGUGCUCCUGGGACUGCAAGCUCCUCUUCUUACCUGCCAGAGAUGGAGGACAGUGCCAGGGACUUCUUAGAAGAGGAGGCUUCCAGGGAGCACACACAUACAAAGCAGCCCAACUCUGGCCUGGGGCUUGCCCUGCUCUAAGCAGCCUGCAGUGCUGAACUCUCUCUCUCUCUCUCUCUCUCUCUCUCUCUCUCUCUCUCUCUCUCUCUCUCUCAAGCAGUUACUUUAUAAAGAGGAACAUUUUUUUAAUAGGGUUUCUCAGCUUGAGGGGUCAGGAAGGGAGGGAGGAAGCAGUGAGGUUAAGAUUAUCUCAUAUAGCCCAGGCUGGCCUUGAACUCCUGGUCCUCCUGCCUCUACCUCCUUCAGUGCUGAGAUUAUAGGUGUGUGCCAGGACACUCAACUGAUCUCUAUAGUUUUGAUGCAAAGCCAUGACUACCUGAAAACUCCCUGUUUUUAAAAAUCAGUGGAAUCCCUUAGCACAGAUACCUAAAGUGACCUUAUAAAUGCACACAAAGCCAAGGAGGAAGUGGGCCUAUUGGCCACUUUUCAGGAAUUCAUCUCCACUGCCAGCCUCAGCCAUCAUCAUCCCUGGGCUCCUCUGUGAUGAACACUGCAGGCUGGAGGUAGCAGUCCUGUUGUUCAGUGCUCUGCCACAGGCAAGUGCUCGCACAGCAGGUGAUGGUCUUAGGACCCCAGCACCAUCACUGGGCUGGUGGGGCUGUCUGGGCAAGCAGGGUACCCUGUAGACUUUGUCUGUGCCUGUAGUUAUUCCCCAAGGACUGCUUGCCAAGCCUCCAUUAGUGCAUAGAAGUUGUGUGACGCCCCAGCUUGGAAACAGCCUUUGCCCUUCCUGCCGGUGCUUCUGAACCUGCAGUUCUCAUUCCCCAGAGCCUGAGAGUCUUGACUGGGUGGAUCUAAAUCCUGCCUUGCACAGGGACCUUGAGAGGCUGGGGCCCUGAUGGGUGGCCAUGCAGACCAUCCUGUUGGCACAGUGUUUCUGGGAGUGGGCACUGGGGCUCUUGCCUGUGGCAAGCACUGUACUCUUUGUUCCAGUUUCUCCCCACAAGUGUUGCCUGGCAGGUUAUAAGCUUCAAGUAGGGUAGCGCAUGUUAUAAACGUGAAAGAGACCAAGUCCCCUGUGUGGCCAUUGUGGGCCACCCUGACAGGUCCUGCAUAGCUGCUGUUGGCUUCUGCUGCCACCUCUAGGAGGAAGAGACAAACAGGAAGCCCACUAGUUGCUUCCAGCCUUCUGGAUAGUUACCUGAUUUCAUUCAGGAAGUGUUUACUGAUCACCUACUGUGUGCAAGGAAGGGAGGAUGCAGCAGAGAAAGCUUCAAAGGAUCGGGAUUGCUCAGAAAGGAAGGAGGCAAAGUAUGUGUGUGUACUGUGGAAGGGAAGUGCUGUAAGGAGAAGCCAGGGUGCGGGCCAGGGAAGCCAUUUUAAUAAAGGAGACCAUCCGCAGCCACGGAGGCCGCACAUUCCCAGCAGCAAGCAUGGCACCUGCCAAGGCCCAGAGGCUGGAGAGGGCUGUAGCAAGGGAUCAUCGAGACAGUGAGGGGACAGCUGUAGACAAGCAGAAAAGUGGCAUCCCAUAGAGUUUGUGUGGGGCCACAGGGUCUCCUCAUGGGUUUUGGGCUGAAGAGGGAUACCUGGCUGUAUUGAUGAGGAGGGGUGAGAGGAGGGGUGGAAGCAGAGGCUGGUGCGGGCUUGGGUGAGCAGCCAGCCCAUGGUGCUGGAGGUGGGAGAAGAAACCACAUUCUGAGUAUAUCAAGUUAUUUUUGUAAUUCAAUUUUUUUAAAGAUACCAAUCUACAUUACCAUGAAGUAUAUACUGUUUAAUGUCUUGGGUUUUUACUUAACCACACAUCAUGGUUUCACUAUUCACACAUAGCUGAAUAAAUGCUUUUAAUUAUGUAAACUUCA
Messenger RNA from Mesocricetus auratus (golden hamster), 3236 nucleotides. It is a transcript of the gene Pofut1, whose product is annotated as protein O-fucosyltransferase 1. Bases 109 to 1287 code for a protein of 392 amino acids. The record is from RefSeq and is a predicted model, not a curated record. Lineage: Eukaryota; Metazoa; Chordata; Mammalia; Rodentia; Cricetidae. The transcript has 7 exons. Gene Ontology annotation, cellular component: endoplasmic reticulum. Gene Ontology annotation, molecular function: peptide-O-fucosyltransferase activity. Gene Ontology annotation, biological process: Notch signaling pathway; regulation of Notch signaling pathway; protein O-linked glycosylation via fucose.